GGUGCCUUCUGGGGGCGGUAGUGAACACACAGCGCGGUCGUUUCCGGUUCCCGCCUGAGGUGCCGCUUCUCGCCCUUGUCCGCUGCCGCGAUGCUGGUCCCGUCCGGGCGCCGCCUCCUCCGCCUCCGCGGCCUCCUCGCCCUCGCCGCCCGGCCCUACGCCGAGGCCGCCGCCGCCGCGUCCUCGCCGCAGAUGGCCUUCACCUUCGCCUCGCCCUCGCAGGUCUUCUAUAACGCGGCCCACGUGAAGCAGGUGGACGUCCCCACGCUCAGCGGGGCCUUCGGCAUCCUGGCCGCCCACGUCCCGACCCUGCAAGUCCUGCGGCCCGGCGUGGUUACCGUCUUUGCCGAGGACGGGGCCUCCACAAAGUACUUUGUCAGCAGCGGCUCCGUCACGGUGAACGCGGACUCCUCCGUCCAGCUCCUCGCAGAGGAAGUCGCGCUCUUGGAUCAGCUCGAUCUGGCGGCAGCCAAGUCCAACCUGGAGAAGGCCUUGUCGGAGAUGGCCGCCGCUUCUGACGAAUCCGCCAAGGCAGAGGCCCAGAUCCGCGUGGAGGCCAACGAAGCCCUGGUGAAGGCGCUGGAGUGAGGAGGGUGUGUCAACGUCUGUGUCUGUUCCAGGAAGUCCCGCCCCCGGCUGCAGGGAAAAUGGCCGCCACCAACUUCCUGUGCGCCCACCUGUACAGCUGACGUUCCUAAUUAAAGAAUUACAAAGAA
Molecule: messenger RNA, 716 nt
Organism: Anolis carolinensis (green anole)
Lineage: Eukaryota; Metazoa; Chordata; Lepidosauria; Squamata; Anolidae
Gene: atp5f1d
Product: ATP synthase F1 subunit delta
Exons: 5
Coding region: 91-588 (165 amino acids)
Biological process (GO): proton motive force-driven ATP synthesis
Molecular function (GO): proton-transporting ATP synthase activity, rotational mechanism
Source: RefSeq, a predicted model, not a curated record